Molecule: messenger RNA, 600 nt
Organism: Benincasa hispida (wax gourd)
Lineage: Eukaryota; Viridiplantae; Streptophyta; Magnoliopsida; Cucurbitales; Cucurbitaceae
Source: RefSeq, a predicted model, not a curated record
AUGGUUAUUCUUCUUCUCUAUGUUGAUGAUAUGAUCAUUACAGGUGAUGAUCCUCGAGGUAUAUUUGACUUACAAGUCUAUCUAGACGAACACUUUGAGAUGAAAGAUUUGGGAUCACUCAGUUAUUUUCUUGGUUGUGAGGUCUCAUCUCGCUCUAAUGGAUACUACUUGUCUCAAGCUAAAUAUGCUUAUGAUUUCCUAGCUAGAUCUGGCAUUACUGAUUUUACCUUCAAUACCACUGGAUCAAUGUUCGGCACUGUUGGCCAUCGACUCAAGUUUUCUUCCCAGUCGUCCUUGAUAUUAUUUGGGUACUUUGAUGCUAAUUGGACUGGUCACCCCACUGAUCAUCGUUCCACCAUAGAUGUUACCUCUGAGUUACUAUGGCUUCGUUGGCUUCUGGCUGAUAUGGGUGUUCCUCAGCAUUCUACCACUGUAGUUCAUUGUGAAAAUUGUAGUGCCAUCCAAAUUGCCCACAAUGACGUAAAAGAUGAUAAAGAAGAAGAAGAUGAUGAAGAUGGUGUUGAAGGAGCUAAAUCGAUGCAAUCUGUAACGUCCGGAUCUUUACACAUUAUGAUCUACCGCUACGACAUGCAUACUUAG